Molecule: messenger RNA, 4577 nt
Organism: Cololabis saira (Pacific saury)
Lineage: Eukaryota; Metazoa; Chordata; Actinopteri; Beloniformes; Belonidae
Exons: 11
Coding region: 136-1731 (531 amino acids)
Cellular component (GO): membrane; nuclear envelope; meiotic nuclear membrane microtubule tethering complex
Source: RefSeq, a predicted model, not a curated record
ACGAGACCCGUCCAGCCCGUGUCUCCGGCGGGUCCAGUCUCACCUGAGACUCUCCUGUCCUACCUGUCUCACCUGUCUCGCGGCUCCAGCACCAGCUCACCUCCGACAGCAGAUUGUGUGUGAGGUGAUGUCAUCAUGCCGGCAGUAGCCCCGCCCACCUCAGACCGGCCCGGCGACGCCCCCGAGUCCCCCGGAGACGAAGGCGGGGACGUGGACCUGGAACCGGGGGACGGCAGCUGGACUCUGGAGGGAGACCUGCAGGAAUGUGGAGGGUUGGACCGGAGGUGGGUUCUCUGGCACCAGUUCAUGAAGGAGCAGCAUCACCUGGAUGCCUGGCUGCGAUUGGCUGAGAGGUCCCUGGACUCCCUAAGCCCCGCCCCCUUCACCUACAGCGUUGCCAGGGACGACCUGCGGAGGGUCCAGAGGCUCCGGGGCGAGGCGGGGAAUCGGCUGGUCCAGCUGGACGGUCUGACCCGGCAGAACCGGACCCUGACCCGGCUGUUCCAGGGCGCCAUGAUGACCCGGCUGCUGGCGUCGGCGCGGGAACUGGGCCGCCGCUGGGACGAGGUCAGCGCCGGCGUGGAGGCGGCGGCGGCGCGGCUGCAGGACUUCGUCUCGGAGUGGGAGGAGUUUGAGCAGCAGAGGGCGGAGCUUAACCUCCUCCUGACAGACAUGGCGGCGCGGCUGGAGGAGGCGGAGCUUCAGCCGGGGAGCAGCUGUGAGAAGCUGCAGAGGCUGCAGUCGUUCCAGGAGGGCGUGUGCGAGACGUCGUGUCGGGUCAACGCGCUGCUGCGCCGCGGCGAGGCGCUGAUGCAGCGCGGCGUUGCCCCCGGCGACGCCCAGCGGCUGGAGGCGGGGCUUGAGGAGCUGCUGCGGCGCUGCAGCCGCGUCUACGGCGCCGUGGCCCGGACGCACACGCGGCUGCUCGUCCUGAGACUGGUCUUUGAGGACGACUGGACGGACUCCGGCUGUCCCUCGGAGGCGGUUGCCGAGGACGACCCAGACCUCCCCUCGGCACCGACCCGGGUCCCGAGCUCCGAGCGCCCGCCGCCGCUGCCGUCCCAUGAUCCCGCGGGGCUGGAGUGGGACCCCUCGGGGGACGUGGGCCGGUCCGUCUCCCACGACGACGCCGACUCGUCCUACUUCAGCGCUGGUCGCAGGGACGAGCUGCAGGGGCGGAGCUUCCUCGGCGCCUCGGACUGGCGCUCUGACAUCAUCGCUGACAUCACCAACCAGGAAGUGGGCGUGGGCCAGGAGGAGGAGGAGCUAUGGCUAGGCCACGCCCACCCCAGCCCCCUGGCCCCGCCCACGCUCCAGCAGGACGACCUCUGGAUGACCUCCACCCCCGAGAGGAAGGACGGCCAACCGGGGGACUUCCAGGGAGGCCGCGUGAAGGCGUGGCUCCGGGUCCAGAGCUCCGCCCCCCCGGAGAUGAUGACCACUUCCUGUUGCAGAGCCGUGCAGACGGAGGAGGACGAGGAGGAGGAGGAGGUCGGAGAAGAACCGUGCUGUUGUGAUGAAGCCGAGCAGCUCCGCCCUGGACCCAGCAGGACCUCCGGCAGAAGGUGGUCGUUCCCCCCGGUCCUCCUCCAUCUCCUCCUGGCGGCGGUUCUGGCCCUGCUGGCCAGCGUGUUCUGGGUCGUCAUGGAGCCGCCGUGUCACCGCAGCAACCGGGUGCCUCGGACCCUCCACCUCGCGCUGCGCUACGUCAACGGGCCCCCGCCUACCUGAGGACCAGCCGGGGACCGGGUCCCCCCCGAAACUCCGAGCAGCUGUCUCCUGUCCUGGACAUUAUUUAUACUCCUCGUCACCGUCGAGUUGAAAAGCUCCUUCACAGUAACCCGGCAACCGUGGAAAAGCUCCUUCACAGUAACCCAGCAACCGUGGAAAAGCUCCUUCACAGUAACCCGGCAACCCGGAGGUGUCGAAAAGCUCCUUCAAAGGUAACCCUGCAACCUGGAGGUGUCGAAAAGCUCCUUCACAGUAACCCGGCAACCGUCGAAAAGCUCCUUCACAGUAACCCUGCAACCCGGAGUUGUGGAAAAGCUCCUUCACAGUAACCUUGCAACCCGAAGGUGUGGAAAAGCUCCUUCACAGUAACCCGGCAACCGUGGAAAAGCUCCUUCACAGUAACCCGGCAACCCGGAGGUGUGGAAAAGCUCCUUCACAGUAACCCGGUAACCGUGGAAAAGCUCCUUCACAGUAACCCUGCAACCCGGAGGUGUGGAAAAGCUCCUUCACAGUAACCCGGCAACCAUGGAAAAGCUCCUUCACAGUAACCCUGCAACCCGGUAACCGUGGAAAAGCUCCUUCACAGUAACCCGGCAACCAUGGAAAAGCUCCUUCACAGUAACCCUGCAACCCGGCAACCAUGGAAAAGCUCCUUCACAGUAACCCUGCAACCCGGUAACCGUGGAAAAGCUCCUUCACAGUAACCCAGCAACCGUGGAAAAGCUCCUUCACAGUAACCCGGCAACCCGGAGGUGUCGAAAAGCUCCUUCAAAGGUAACCCUGCAACCUGGAGGUGUCGAAAAGCUCCUUCACAGUAACCCGGCAACCGUCGAAAAGCUCCUUCACAGUAACCCUGCAACCCGGAGUUGUGGAAAAGCUCCUUCACAGUAACCUUGCAACCCGAAGGUGUGGAAAAGCUCCUUCACAGUAACCCGGCAACCGUGGAAAAGCUCCUUCACAGUAACCCAGCAACCCGGAGGUGUGGAAAAGCUCCUUCACAGUAACCCGGUAACCGUGGAAAAGCUCCUUCACAGUAACCCUGCAACCCGGAGGUGUGGAAAAGCUCCUUCACAGUAACCCGGCAACCAUGGAAAAGCUCCUUCACAGUAACCCUGCAACCCGGUAACCGUGGAAAAGCUCCUUCACAGUAACCCGGCAACCAUGGAAAAGCUCCUUCACAGUAACCCUGCAACCCGGCAACCAUGGAAAAGCUCCUUCACAGUAACCCUGCAACCCGGUAACCGUGGAAAAGCUCCUUCACAGUAACCCAGCAACCGUGGAAAAGCUCCUUCACAGUAACCCGGCAACCCGGAGGUGUCGAAAAGCUCCUUCAAAGGUAACCCUGCAACCUGGAGGUGUCGAAAAGCUCCUUCACAGUAACCCGGCAACCGUCGAAAAGCUCCUUCACAGUAACCCUGCAACCCGGAGUUGUGGAAAAGCUCCUUCACAGUAACCUUGCAACCCGAAGGUGUGGAAAAGCUCCUUCACAGUAACCCGGCAACCGUGGAAAAGCUCCUUCACAGUAACCCGGCAACCCGGAGGUGUGGAAAAGCUCCUUCACAGUAACCCGGUAACCGUGGAAAAGCUCCUUCACAGUAACCCUGCAACCCGGAGGUGUGGAAAAGCUCCUUCACAGUAACCCGGCAACCAUGGAAAAGCUCCUUCACAGUAACCCUGCAACCCGGUAACCGUGGAAAAGCUCCUUCACAGUAACCCGGCAACCAUGGAAAAGCUCCUUCACAGUAACCCUGCAACCCGGUAACCGUGGAAAAGCUCCUUCACAGUAACCCGGCAACCCGGUAACCGUGGAAAAGCUCCUUCACAGUAACCCUGUAACCCGGAGGGGUGGAAAAGCUCCUUCACAGUAACCCUGCAACCCGGAGGUGUGGAAAAGCUCCUUCACAGUAACCCUGCAACCCGGAGGUGUGGAAAAGCUCCUUCACAGUAACCCGGCAACCCGGAGGUGUGGAAAAGCUCCUUCACAGUAACCCGGCAACCUGGAGGUGUCGAAUCCGGAGAACCUCAAGGCUCCUUCGUUCAGACUUGUUGGGAUUAAAGGUAGAGUAUGUAUAAAUCUAACCUCUGUUGACGUUAUGUUUGAAUUAUCAACAGAUGUGGCAUCUUUCAGAAACUCUUUACCCUACCUUUAACCGACAGUAGGAACCAGUCUGACGGGUCCUAAAUGCACCUGGAACCAGAACCGAGUCUGUUCUCGGCAGUUUUGUCUUCUGACGGUAAACGACCGCCAGGUCUGGGUCUCAGACGCGUCUCUGCCUCCUGACGAGCCUUAAAUAAUCGUUAGACUUUAUGUAGAAAAACAUUUAUAUUUUCUUAGAUGCUUCAGAUUGAAGUUUGACUUUCAGCUCUUUCAGAAUAAAAGCCUUUUUUUUUUAAACGUUUUUGUUGCCUUUUAUACGAUGAACCGGCGCUGAUCAACGCACCUCCAUCUUCACGCCUGCUUCUCUCAGGAAAGGACGCUGGUCCAGGUCCUUGUUUCCAUGGAAACCUCCGUCCUCCCCGAUAUGUAGCGGGGAAAUGUUUUUUAUUUUAUUUUUAUUUUUACGUUAAGUAACGUCCCAUGAACAUUUUCCGGCGGUAGUUGGACAACUGUGGCGCUUUUGUAAACUUUCUGUUUGAGUAAAUUAAGUUUUAUUAGUUCCGGUUGGAGCCGCCUGCACUUCCUGCUCUGGCCACCAGGGGGCGACAACUUAAAUAGUUCAGGCUAAUUGUGAGUUUUAAAGCUUUAGGAAGGUUAAACUCGACUGCCAAAAUACACAUUUCAUGUUUUUCUUUUUUUUUUAUAUCUUUUUGUGUUUCAUUGUCAAAAUAUAUUACUAAAUAAUGAU